This is a messenger RNA of Laccaria bicolor S238N-H82, 3138 nucleotides long. RefSeq lists its product as uncharacterized. NCBI's taxonomy places the organism in Eukaryota, Fungi, Basidiomycota, Agaricomycetes, Agaricales, Hydnangiaceae. The coding region runs from base 1 to 3138 and encodes 1045 amino acids. Gene Ontology annotation, cellular component: membrane. The record is from RefSeq and is a predicted model, not a curated record. The transcript has 8 exons. Gene Ontology annotation, molecular function: calcium ion binding.
AUGGCUUAUGAACAAGACAUGGGCAUCGAGAUGGCCCAGUCUCGUUUGGAACUUGGCCAGUCUCGUUUGGAAAUACAGCAGUCUCAACCAGACAUCCUCACAGCCGUAUCUUUUGGUGUUCCUAUUAUUCCCCAAGAUUCAGCUUCUCUCUUUCUCCAAAAACACGAACCUAUGCAGCUCUCUAGUCCUCAACUUUCGUUACCUUUUAUCCCUAUGCAACCUGUCGAUUCGCCGUCUAUUCUACCUCCCUCUUAUAUGUCUGAUCCCAAUCCUCACAUCGAUCCUUUCGCAAUGCUCGAGAGUUCGAUACCGAUGGACAUGACUCCCGAAAAUACGAUAGCUCUUACUCCUCAGGCACCUUCUCCUUCACUUCACGGCUCACCCUCGUCAUAUACCGUAGGUGUCACAUCAUCACUUGAGUCUGCCCUUGGCCCAGCCGCACUUCCAGGUGGUCGAAGCCGUGCCAAUACCUCCAUCUCCCCGACUAAUCCCAUACCCCCUUCUUUCCCAUCCAUGCCCACCCGUCAACUUCCUGCCUUUUCUCCUCCAGCGGAAGCCAUUGUCACUAAGCAAGAAGAUCUAGUGCCCCGUCAAUACAUCAAUCACCUCUUCAAAAACAUUGCAAAUAUUGCCGUCGAUGCUCAAGACGCUUUUCAGAAUCACCACAGCACUGAAACCAAUAUAAAGGUUGACCAACUGAAAUCAUGCAUAGAACAAGUCUGUAACAUGAUUGCUCUCGUAUCGGUCGGCGAGCAAACGCCUCUUUUGUUUCCUCCCGUAUCUCCUCCUUCUGCCAUUGUUGCUCCCGUUCCAGAGCUUUCCACUGGCUUUUCAUCGGCUGCUAUUGCUGCUCCGGUCGAAAAUGCUAAUCACUUGACCAUUUCCGAUCAAUCAAGGAAACGCUGCGCUUCGGAACUAGAGGAGCACAGAUCAGUGAAAGCACUGAAGCGAGAACCACAGGAGGAUAUUCCACUAUCAAUACCAAUAGUAGAACCGAUACCUAAUUCGGAUCCUUUUCCUGCGCCCCUUCCUCAUCCCCUUACUGUUUUGUCUCAGUCCCGUCCUCCAUCUCCCUCAUCUAUGUUUUCGCACCACGGUCCUUUCAGUUCUACAAACCAACAACAGCCUCCCAACUUUCCCAAUUUUAUUCCCAGUGCGACAGCGGCCUUGGAUCUAUCACCACCUCUCGUUGCGGGUGCCGAGUCAACUUUCCCCCCUCUGCAGUCGUCCUGGUCUGACCCCGUUGUCCCAACAACACGACACCAACACUCUUUAUCAGCCGGCUCAAUUUUAGGUCCUCCAGCACUUGCGUCAAAUAGUCUAGAUGCCUUUUCUGCACAAAUGCAGCCCAUACCACAACCACUUGCCUCCAAUUCAGCUAUCGGUCCUCCCGUCGGCAGGAUGUCGCGUUCUGGCUCAAUCAACGGUCCCCCUCCCUUCCCAAACUCGUUCAAUUAUGGAUACCGCGAUGCAUUCGCAGAUCCAGGCAACAACUGGCCUCCUGUGGCCAGAGUCUCAAAGCCCCCCGCCGUGCCACAGGCGACAACUUCAAAGGGGUGGUACUUUGGGUCUGAACCGACAGCACCUCUUGCUACAUCUCCGUCGAACACGUCUGACGGGCUCAGUACCGCCCCCAGCACCACGCAGAAUUCCCCGCCUUCCGACGAAGAGGACGAGGAUGGCUCCGAAUCUGACGGGAGCGAGUCCCAUCCAGGGAGGCUUGCGACACAUACCUCUUCCUCAGAUGCUCCUACAUCCCACCCGUCCACGGAUGUGCCAUCGGAAUAUCGAGCAGAAGUUGACCGCAUUUUCUUCGAAUAUUUGAAUCAAAUUUGUUCGAAUUUGGAUGCUACUGAUUCGAAGGGUGAUCAUAUUCACCAGACCCUGAUGGCGAAAAAGAUGCAACGUUUGGAUGAAUCGCCCGACUUUCGCCCGUUCAAGUUUCGUAUUCAAGCUUUUACAACCGCAUUUCUGGAAGAGCUCGCCAGACAAGGCUACCCAGAAGAAAAGAUUCCAAUGAAAAAGAUUCGAAACUACCUCUGGCGUCAGCAAUACAUCCUGCGCUUCAACGAGGAUGGAAAGAAAGCUAAAUCAAAAGGAAAUCAUAUUUGGAAUAUAGAAGCCAAAAAGGCUGGUGAUGGAAAAUGGGAAUUUCGUCCGUUUCAUCGAAAGUUAGCCGGAACGCCGCCAGGCGUGGCUUAUUGCGGCCUACGAUGGACCUGGACACCGCGGAUAUGGGAUCCUCAAGCCGCCUCGCAAAACUUUAUGGUGCAAUACACUUCUCCCCAUCUCCCGUCCUGGUUAAUGUGGAAAGAUGAUCAAUUAACGGGCAUUCCUACUCUCGAUGCAGAGAGCUGCCAGAUCACCGUUGUUGCCAAGUUCGUCGUCGAGAACCAGGAGUGCCAGCUCACACACAACUUCAAUCUCACUGUUGCACCCACCUCUACCAUUGAUCCGUCAUUCUCUCGCUCUCGUCGCCCGUCGCUCGUUGGCGACCCCCCCAGACGGAGCACAAGCGAUUCGGCCUUGUUCCAAGCGCCGCAAAGGGCCAAGCGCCCAGCCCAAGUCUUGGAGUCUCCCGACACCCGUGUCAAGCGGGUGUUGGAAAAUGUUGCACAGCGUGUAACAGAAGAGGCGGAGUCGCAAUUUGUCUCAACUUCUCCCCCGGAACAGGGCGCACUUCAGGAUCUUGUAAAACAAAAGCACGUUCUGGAGCAGACGGUAGACGCCUAUGACAAGGAAAUAACUGGUCACGGUCAUUCGCAGACCCGCCGCUUGGCAGUUGCAGCGCAGAAUGUUGUCGUUCAAGCUGCGCACAGAGUUAUAGCUGAUCGCACCGUUGCGACUGGUGGGAUCCCCACGCAACAGUCAGAAACGACGGCAAUGCAGAGCGUCACUGUUGGCGAGUUGACAGACGCUACGCAAGACGCCAUUGCAACAGCUGUGAAAAGAAACGGAACUGCUUCUACCGAGGUUGAUAUUAUUGUUGCUGCAACCUCGAUCCUCAAAGCUAGGACACCAAUACUCGAUAUUGUGCCGAGUAGUGUUCAACAACAACCACGCCCUCUAUUGCCUGGGGCUGGUUCAACCAGAUUUGCUGCAGGUACCAACCUGUCACCGCUCCCAGAAUAUGUGUAA